AUGCACAGACGCCAAGGUUGUAUGACCGCUUGUGGAACUGUUCCUGCACAGCUUCGCAACCGAGCAUCCAGCCAGUCCGCUCCACCCAGGGGCCAAGCAUCGUGGCCACCCCUGUGCCCACUGCUCUGGCCCUGCAACCUGGGCCUGCGGGCCAGCAGCCGGCACUACGACUUGGUGCAGAGGAGCCUCAUACUUUUCUUGGUCGGGAUCUUCCUAGCCCUGGUGCUCAAACUGCUACAGAUCCAGAGGAAUGUCAUGCUGGCCGAGGUGAUGGUCACCAUCCUCUCUGUGGCCUGGCACAGACAUAAGCAGUGCCUGAAGCCUCACUUGCUCUUCCUAACCAUAGACCGAGGGAGUACAUGGCCUUACCCGGGGUUUACAGGCACAGAGCCAGAUAACGGAGACACUCGAUGGAAAAUAAGAGGCUUUCCUGCGUUCCACAGUGAAGUGGUGAAAGACAAGGGAGAAACAGCAGAGGGCAGCAGAGUGCAAGGUGGCAGAGAAUGCUCCUCGUAUGAAAACGAGUUCAUGCUGGUUUGUGAACGUUGUACAGCGCUGAGCUGUGAAGUGAUUUGCACAACACAGGCACCCACAGAUGAGGCCUUGGGGCUGCUUGUCCUUCCCUGUCACUACCUGUCCACAAUUCAGAGAAAAGAGAAUUUAUCCUGCAAACAGAGCGAGGCUGGUACAUUGGGCAGGGAUAAUUCUCCAGAGGUGGUGGCAGCUGUGGACUGUCCCAGCCAACAUUCAGAGCAGGAUGAUUUGAACUUUAUCCGGAAAAUAGUGUUCAUUUCUUUUACUGGAACUGGAAUUGCAGGGAAUUUGUUUUUGUUUGUGAAACAUGUGUACACUGCAGGUUUGAAGACUGGGAAAAAACCCACAGACUUCAUUGUAAUCCAACUGGCAUUCGCAAAUGUAAUUACACUCUGGAUUUCUGGAAUCUCACACAUAAGAUCACCUUUUAAUUUUCAUUACUUCUUAGGUAAUGUUUCUUGUAAAAUUGUGAUUUUUCUGGGGAGGGUGGCCCGGGGCCUUUCCCUUUGCACAACCUGCUUUCUCAGUAUAGUCCAGGCCAUCACAAUCAGUCCCCGGAAUACCCCAUGCCCCCUCAAACCACAGAAAAAAUGUCAAGUUCUGUCCUGUCUCCUCCUUCUUUGGAUCUUGAAUUUUCUGAUAAGCUCCAACUUGCUCCACUACAUUAGAGCAGUGAAUACCACUGCUAUUAGAAUGCAUAUUGGGUGUUGUUACAUGAUGUCAUCUAGGCAAAUAAUCAGGUGGAUUUUCCUUUCUCUCAUGACUCUUCGGGACAUCAUCUUCCAGAGUCUGAUGGGCUGGAGCAGUGGGUACAUGGCUUUGCAUCUGUAUAAUCAUCACAAGCGUGUCCUCUACCUGCACAGCUCUAGGUUGGCAAACAACUCCAGCCCAGAAAUCAGAGCUACUCUAAGUGUUCUCAUUCUCAUGGUCUGUUUCCUUUUCUUUUAUUGGGCAGAUUUUAUUUUAUCCUUCUACAGAGGCUCAACCAUGACACUUGACUUUACAAUGCUAAAUAUAAAAAUAUUUCUAGACCUUGGUUAUGUAGUUCUCAGCCCCUUUGUGCUGAUCAGCAGGGAUGUCCACAUGGUUAAAUGUUGGCACAGACAGAGAAUUUAGGGAAACUGCCAUCUAUACAGACUCCUUAGAAAACUGCAAUUUUGUCAUUUAGCCAUAUUUUUUACUCAGAAAAAAUUUUGUCCAGCAUUAACUGGAAGUGUCUUUGUGGUGUAGAAUGCUGAUAUGAGGUCUUGUAAAGCACACACCAAUGCAAAGCUAACUCCUGUGAGAACCCAGGAGACUGAACAAUCACCAGGUGUGAUUCUGAGUGAUGAACAGAGGGAGGAGGGACAGGUGAAGUGUCCUAGGUUCCCAUGCAGCACAGGCUGUGGCAAAUAAGAUGUCUAGGAGAUCAAUUUAGCUAUGUGUGGAGUUCCAGGCUUCUUUGUUUCCUGACUCAUUUAGGAAUUGGCUGGAAGCAGUUUGUGGGAAGUUUGUCUCAAUAUGCAUCCAGAAGUGUAUUUUAGAGCACAACUGUUAGAGACGUUUCCAAGCCUUUUGGAAGUGCAUAUUUUCACAGUGGUCAUCAAGGGGGUGGUUUUCAGUUUGUUAUUCUGUAUAAAGAGGUCACUUACUAGGCAGUUGAGAU
Molecule: messenger RNA, 2179 nt
Organism: Fukomys damarensis (Damara mole-rat)
Lineage: Eukaryota; Metazoa; Chordata; Mammalia; Rodentia; Bathyergidae
Product: vomeronasal type-1 receptor 46-like
Exons: 5
Coding region: 1-1650 (549 amino acids)
Biological process (GO): G protein-coupled receptor signaling pathway
Cellular component (GO): membrane
Molecular function (GO): pheromone receptor activity
Source: RefSeq, a predicted model, not a curated record